CCCAUGGCAGUUGUAGUAUUCCUCCUCCUGUUCUUGCAUGGGCACCCCCAGGCUGCUGCAGACAGCAUCCAGACCAUCUAUGUAGCCUCAGGGGAGUCAGUGGAGAUGCCGUGUCCUUCACCCCCCUCCCUACUUGGGGGUCAGCUCCUAACCUGGUUCCGCAGCCCUGUACCAGGUUCCUCCACCAUCUUGGUGGCCCAGGUCCAAGUAGACAGGCCUGUCUCAGACCUUGGGAAACAUGAACCUGAUUCCAGGUUCAAACUCCUCGGAAAUUAUUCCCUCUUGCUGGAGGGGUCCAGAGAUGAAGACGCUGGACGGUACUGGUGUACUGUGAUGGACCAGAACCACAAGUACCAGAACUGGAGGGUGUAUGAUGUUUCUGUGCUCAAAGGAUCCCAGUUCUCUGUGAAGUCUCCAGAUGGCCUCUCUUGUUCAGCCCUCCUGUGCUCUGUGGUCCCUGCCAGGCGUCUGGACUCGGUGACCUGGUUAGAAGGAAGGAAUCCCGUGAGAGGACCUGCUCAGUACUUCUGGGGAGAAGGGGCUGCCCUGCUCUUGGUGUGUCCUAUAGAGGGGGUUUCUGAGACCAGGGGCCGCAGGCCAAGGAACAUCCGCUGCCUUAUGCCUCAAAACAAAAGAUUCAGCUUUAGCCUGGCAGCUUCCGCAGAACCUUCUCCCACUGUUUGUGCCCCUCUGCCGAGCUGGGAUGUGCCCUGGGUACUGGUGCUGUUGUUCACAGUAGGCCAAGGGGUCACCAUCAUAGCCCUCGGCAUAGUGAUCUGGAGGCAGCGGAGGACCCAGGGGUCUCAGGACAGAGAACCUUCAAUUCCUCAUUUCAAACCUGAAGUCCAGGUCUAUGAGAACAUCCACUUGGCCCACCUAAGCCCACCCACCCACAAGACCAGGUGA
Arvicanthis niloticus (Nile rat) is the source of this 906-nucleotide messenger RNA. RefSeq names its product lymphocyte antigen 6 family member G6F (gene Ly6g6f). NCBI's taxonomy places the organism in Eukaryota, Metazoa, Chordata, Mammalia, Rodentia, Muridae. The record is from RefSeq and is a predicted model, not a curated record.